GCUAUGUUCCGUCGACGAUCCUAGCGCUUACACUAGCUUGUAGAACCACCUUACUUCCCCAACUCGCUCAUCUUAGAAUCUGAAGUUCUUUCCAGUAUGUUAGCCUCAACAUCUGGUAGGCUUACAGCGCGCAACCUACGCCGUUACCUUCGACCCAGUCAAAGGUCGCGUCAAAUCUCAACGUACAACGUUGAUAUAGCAGGGCUCACGGAAGAGCAGGCUGAGUUCCGAAAUGCAGUAACCGAGUUUGCCGAACGAGAGGUUGCCCCGCGUGCUGCACAGAUCGACAAGAGCAACAACUUCCCUUCUGAUGUUUGGGAGAAGCUUGGUAACAUGGGCUUGCUCGGUAUCACCGUUUCGCCAAAGUAUGGUGGUUUGGGCCUUGGGUACUUCCACCACACAUUGGCAAUGGAAGAGCUUUCUCGUGCUUCUGGCUCGGUUGCACUGUCAUACGGCGCGCAUUCGAACCUUUGCGUGAACCAAAUUCAUCGUCAUGGCACAGAAGCUCAAAAGCAGAAAUACCUCCCUGACUUGAUCGCUGGGAAGAAAGUAGGCAGUUUGGCUAUGAGCGAGCCUGGGAGCGGGAGUGACGUAGUCAGCAUGAGUUUAAGGGCAGAUAAAAUAGACGGUGGUUGGAAGCUGAAUGGGAACAAGUUCUGGAUUACCAAUGGACCCACAGCAUCAACACUAGUUGUUUACGCCAAAACUGCUCCUGAGAGAGGGUCCAAGGGCAUCACUGCGUUUAUCAUCGAGAAAACGUUCAAAGGCUUUUCCACGCAUCAAAAGCUUGAUAAAUUCGGCAUGAGAGGCAGUGAUACUUGCGAACUUGUCUUCGAGAAUUGCGAAGUCCCGGAAGAAAAUAUACUUGGCCAGGUUAAUAAAGGUGCGGGGGUCUUGAUGUCCGGGCUUGACCUUGAACGCCUUGUUCUGAGCGGCGGUCCCUUGGGUCUGGCGCAAGCUGCAUUCGACUAUGCAGUGGAAUAUGUUCAUGAUCGCAAGCAAUUUGGACAACCUGUGGGAACAUUUCAAUUAAUGCAGGGCAAGAUUGCGGAUAUGUAUACAAACAUUAAUGCAAGCCGCGCGUAUGUCUAUGCUGUUGCAAGAGCGUGUGACCAAGGUCAAAUCAGUCGUCGAGACUGCGCUGGCGCCAUCCUCUACUCCACCGAGAAAGCCAUAGAGGUCGCGCUGGAAGGCAUGCAAUGCCUUGGCGGUAAUGGAUAUAUCAAUGAUUAUCCUAUGGGUCGCAUCUUACGCGACUCUAGGUUGUAUGCAGUAGGCGCCGGGACUCAAGAGAUAAGGAGGAUGUUGAUAGGACGCGAGUUCAAUGAGCAGUUCAAAUCAUCAUGAUACCUCAGUUAUACCAAGCUGCUUUCGGAUAGUAGUUCGGACUCGUCAUCCCCGGCGCGGACAAUAUCGUGUGUGGGUAGUAUGACAGGCACGCAGAAGAAUUUUUGGACGAGCAAUGACUUUGAAUCUGACAGUGUUCCAUCGUAUUGAUUUACUGUAUUCGACCUUAGGUUCAUCACAGCGUCGCCGACGAACCUAAAAUUGUGACAUCUGGUUCUCUCGUAUUUUUCUGUGAGAUACAACAAAUUCUAACUAGUGCGAAUCAUAAUGUCCGUA
Suillus clintonianus is the source of this 1623-nucleotide messenger RNA. Its product is annotated as acyl-CoA dehydrogenase NM domain-like protein. The transcript has 10 exons. The record is from RefSeq and is a predicted model, not a curated record. The coding region runs from base 97 to 1347 and encodes 416 amino acids. Gene Ontology annotation, biological process: L-leucine catabolic process. Gene Ontology annotation, molecular function: flavin adenine dinucleotide binding; 3-methylbutanoyl-CoA dehydrogenase activity. Lineage: Eukaryota; Fungi; Basidiomycota; Agaricomycetes; Boletales; Suillaceae.